Messenger RNA from Felis catus (domestic cat), 3739 nucleotides. RefSeq names its product cannabinoid receptor 2 (gene CNR2). Lineage: Eukaryota; Metazoa; Chordata; Mammalia; Carnivora; Felidae. The transcript is spliced from 4 exons. Gene Ontology annotation, molecular function: cannabinoid receptor activity. The record is from RefSeq and is a predicted model, not a curated record. Gene Ontology annotation, cellular component: membrane. Gene Ontology annotation, biological process: cannabinoid signaling pathway. Bases 568 to 1650 code for a protein of 360 amino acids.
GAAGUGGUGACAGGGACGGAAGGCCAGGCUUCCCCACACUCACUCAUCUGUGAGAAAGAGCAAAAGCAAGUGAAAGCUGUUUGGGGUGGCUGUUCAACAGGGGCUCUGACUGGGACCCAGACCCACCACCUAGACACGACUGCCAGGACUCCUCAGCGCCCAGCAGGAUCAGGGAGCUCAGCCACAGAUCACCUCACCCUUUCACCACCGGGGUGUCCUGCCUUACAAGGUCAGGCCUAAUGAACAGACAGUGGGCCCAGAAAGAACCCCAAUAGAUCGGCUGGAAGAGGCCUUAGAGGUCAUCUGGGAAACCAGACAGGGAGCUGGGUUUCCUGUUGCUUUGUGCAUCCUGUUGCCGUCGGAUGUUGUCUUGUCAGGCCCUCCCUCCAAGGGCCUGCGUUUCCUGACCUUGCCCAAUUUGGACACCACCACAGGUCAGUGGCCACGCCAGACCUGGGGGCAGCACAGAAUGCCGGCGGCCACCUCUCUGGCGUCUCUCUUCUAGGCUGGACGCUGCGUGGGCAAAGGCUUCUUGGCAAGCCCGGCAGGAGCCAAGGGACCCACCUCAUGGAGAGACGCUGGGUGAUGGAGGCGGCCAAUGGCUGCAAGGACGGCUUGGAUUUCAACCCCAUGAAAGAGUACAUGGUCCUGAACGCUUCCCAGAGGAUCGCUAUCGCGGUGCUGUGCACCUCCCUGGCCCUGCUAAGCGCCCUGGAGAACCUGGCCGUGCUCUACCUGAUCCUGUCCUCCCACCGGCUCCGCAGGAAGCCUUCGUAUCUGUUCAUUAGCAGCUUGGCUGUGGCUGACUUCCUGGCCAGCGUGAUCUUUGCUUGCAACUUUGUCAAUUUCCACGUCUUCCACGGCGUGGACUCUCAGGCUGUCUUCCUGCUGAAGAUUGGCAGCGUGACCAUUACCUUCACAGCCUCUGUAGGCAGCCUACUGCUGACCGCCAUUGACCGCUACCUCUGUCUGUGCUACCCACCCACAUACAAAGCCCUACUCACCCGUGGGAGGGCGCUGGCAACCCUGGGCAUCAUGUGGGUCCUCUCAGCAUUUGUCUCCUACCUGCCCCUUAUGGGAUGGACCUGCUGUCCCAGUCCCUGCUCUGAGCUUUUCCCCCUGAUUCCCAAUAACUAUCUGCUGGGCUGGCUCCUGUUCAUUGCCUUCCUCUUCUUUGGCAUCAUCUACACUUACGGGCACGUCCUCUGGAAGGCCCAUCAGCAUGUAGCCAGCUUGGCUGAACACCAGGACAGGCAGGUGCCAGGAAUGGCACGGAUGAGGCUGGAUGUGAGGUUGGCCAAGACCCUGGGGGUGGUGCUGGCUGUGCUUUUCAUCUGCUGGUUCCCGGUGCUGGCGCUCAUGGUCUACAGCCUGACCGCCACCCUAAGUGACCAGGUCAAGAAGGUCUUCGCCUUCUGCUCCUUGCUCUGCCUUGUCAACUCCAUGGUCAACCCCAUUAUCUAUGCCCUGAGGAGUGGGGAGAUCCGCUCCUCUGCCCACCGCUGCCUGGCCCACUGGAGGAAGCAUCUGAGGAGACGUGGGCUUGAAGGAAGCAAAGAAGUCCCGAGGUCCUCAGUUACUGAGACAGAGGCUGAUGUGAAAAUCACCCCGUGGCCAGAUUCCAGAGGACUCUACUGCUCUGAUUGCUGAUGAGGCCUCUCACAGUUCAACAAGCUGAGCCAAUCAUUUCACUCCCUGGAGGAGAGAGAGCCACCUUGACCCUAUUGUCUUACUUGAGCCAGCCCCAGGGGCCUGGACACUUACCCCUUUUCACUGAUGACUGAUGGCACCCACCCUUGGCAGGUAGCCUGGCCACGCCUAUUUGCACACAGACUGUUGGAGAGCUAGGCCCUGUGAGGAGUGGCAACGUGGGCAAGAGGCCUGGGCAGGCUCAGUGCUCGUCAGAUUAGGAGAACCUCCCCAACAAGAUGGCUUAGUGCUUGCGUCCUCCAGAGACCGCAGAGACCGCAGCCAGAUGGAGCCUUCAGGCUCAGCAACAAGGGACUUGGAGGACAUCUGGGAAGAAGAAUGGAUUCUUUUCCUGGGAUCUCAAAGUAUCGGAUGCGAUGGCUGGCCAACCCUGUCCUUGCUUAAUUGUCAGGGCCUCCUUGGCUCUAAGGCUAUGAAAGACCCCACUUUCUGGUCAUCCUUUCCUACUGAGGAUGAAAAACUUUGAUAUGAUGAGGCUCAAGGGGGUCGAUCCACCUCUUUCGUAGGUAAUUGACAAGCCUCCAGCUCAGGGAAUCUUGCCAUUAGUGCAAUGGCCCCACUUGACAUCCUGAGAAUCUCCACUCACAGCCACUGUGACCUAGGUCCCGGGGAUACAGGGGAGGCUGACACUGUGCAAGACACAGAAUUUUCAGAGCAUCUUCUUGAUCCCGUGAAGUCCUAUUUGAUGGUUUGGUUCCCCUGGAAGCAAGCAGUGCCCCAAUCUAAUACAGCUCUGAGAAAAAGAAAGACAUUCACUAGGAUUUCAUAAACUCCCAAAUUGUUCUCCGCUGUCCCUCAAUUCAGCCCCUUUGUCUCUUCCACACCCCUACAGCAAAAAAUAAACAGAGCAAGUGAGAGGAGGGGGAAAUUCCCUUCCUAUGUGCCAGGCAUGGGACUGACAUCCCACAGUCUGUUAUCGCCAGCAAGAACACAGCCCCGUGCUUCCGAACAUUCCAGGACACCCAUAUUUUACGUAUCAGGGAAGCUGUGUUCCUACCAAAGAAGCUUAAAACAGGCAAGAGAAAUUGUUGUUGGUGGGGAAGAUUACAGAGGCAUUCUAAUGCAGUUAUGUGGGACCACAGAGAGAGUAAAAGGCAAGAUAUUGUUCAAACAUGUCUUCAUUUAAUGUUUACAAGGCAAGGUGUCCACUAUUCAUUCAUUCAUUCAUUCAUUCAUUCAUGCACCCAUCUCACAAAUACGUGCCAGGCUUCAUGCUAGGUCCCGUGUGCAGCCAUAAAUGAGACUCUGCCCCCACCUAAAAGGACUUACAUUUUACAUUCUGGUGGGAAAGACAGCCACUAACGAAGAUAAUUACUGGUGGUACAAUGAAGGAACUCAUUAGUCAAGGGAAAGGGACUAACUGAGACAACUUUAGGUUGGUCAGAAAUGUCAGCUCGUUUUUAUUGAGGCUUUACUAUGUGCCACACACCAGGAUGAGUGCUUCCAAAUGAGGUAUUUCAUUUAGUCCUCAUAAUAGCCUGACCACGAGGGUCUGAAGAUCCUUGUUUUAUGGAUAAGGAACUAUCGAAGAGGCAAAAUCACUUGCCUGAGGUCACAUUGCCAAUAUGUACCCCAAACUGGGGUUUCCAACCCUUUCCCACUAACCUUUUGGCUUAGUUCAGCCAAAUUCUGUCAAUGAGGAAUAAUACUCGAUUUCUGUAACAUCAGAUUGUUGCUCUCUUAACUCACCAUUAUUUCUCACUGCACUUCAUUGUAUGUCCUGUGUUAAUUUCCGGUAACAGUUUUCCACAAACUGAGUGGCUUAAAACAACAGAAAUUCAUUAUUUCACAGUUCCGGAAGCUACAGUCCAAAAAUCAAGGCAUCAGCAGGGCCAUGUUCCUUCCAGAGGUUCAAGGACAGUAUCCUUCCUGGCUUCUUCCCACUCCUGGGAGUUCCUGAUGUUCUUUGGCUUGUGGCAACAGAACUCCAGUCUCUGCCUCCGUCUUCAUAUGGCCCUCCCCUCCCCACCUCUCCCGGCAUCUUCUUUUAAGGACACCAAUCAUUGAAUUAAAGGCACAUCCUAAUCCA